GCACAAGAUACUGCCCAGCAAGAUGGUGACAGAGAAAGAGACCUUGAGCUUAAGCAAAUGCCCAGACAAGAUGCCGAAGAGGACCAAGCUGAGGGCGCCCCAGUCGCUCCCAAGCCACCAGGCCCACUCCCUGGUCUCCGAAGGCUUCACAGUCAAAGCCAUGAUGAAAAACUCAGUCGUGAGAGGCCCCCCAGCUGCAGGGGCGUUUAAAGAAAGACCGACCAAGCCCACGGCUUUCCGGAAAUUCUAUGAGCGUGGAGAUUUCCCAAUCGCCCUUGAGCAUGACUCCAAAGGCAACAAAAUCGCCUGGAAGGUCGAAAUCGAGAAGCUGGAUUACCAUCACUACCUGCCCCUGUUCUUUGAUGGACUCUGUGAGAUGGCAUUUCCUUAUGAGUUCUUUGCACGGCAAGGCAUCCACGACAUGCUAGAGCACGGGGGAAACAAGAUCCUGCCUGUCAUCCCACAGCUCAUCAUUCCCAUCAAAAAUGCACUGAACCUCCGGAACCGGCAAGUCAUCUGUGUUACCCUCAAAGUCCUCCAGCAUCUGGUGGUGUCUGCUGAGAUGGUGGGAGAAGCUUUGGUACCCUAUUACCGUCAGAUUCUCCCCAUCCUGAACAUAUUUAAGAAUAUGAACGUGAAUUCAGGAGACGGGAUCGACUACAGCCAGCAGAAGAGGGAGAACAUCGGUGACCUGAUCCAGGAGACACUGGAAGUCUUCGAGCGCUACGGAGGGGAGGAUGCCUUCAUCAACAUCAAGUACAUGGUCCCGACCUAUGAAUCGUGCUUGCUAAAUUAAUGUGGCCCCGGUGGCAUGGGAGCCAGGCCCCCCCCCACAGCACCCUGCCCAUCUGUCUCCACUGCUUGGAGCAUCUCAUUGUUCUUCCCCAUGGCUGGCGUCUCUCCAGCUGCUGACAUCGUGGCCCAUGGACCAUGGGACGGUGAGCCCUAUUGAGAACAAGGCUUCCCAAAUCCAUAAAUAGUGCCUGUUUCUUAGACUACAAUAGUGUACUGUGCUUAUUUGUUCUCGGAGAAGAAUCGCUGCUUUCUACGGCUCACACAGACUCAGGAGACCCGGGUCAACCUUCCGUUGUAUAGACAAUAAAAACUCGAAUUUUCAUAUGCAA
Suncus etruscus (white-toothed pygmy shrew) is the source of this 1124-nucleotide messenger RNA. It is a transcript of the gene PACRG, whose product is annotated as parkin coregulated. Gene Ontology annotation, cellular component: neuron projection; vesicle; cytosol. Bases 23 to 796 code for a protein of 257 amino acids. Lineage: Eukaryota; Metazoa; Chordata; Mammalia; Eulipotyphla; Soricidae. Gene Ontology annotation, molecular function: Hsp90 protein binding; Hsp70 protein binding. The transcript is spliced from 5 exons. The record is from RefSeq and is a predicted model, not a curated record.